GAACAAUUCCAGUCUUGAACGAGCAAGAGUUCGCACAGCUCGAGGAACUCCGCGAACAGCAGGCCACCGAGGCAGUGGAAACCCUUGAUGCUGUGGAGGAGGCAGCCGUGAGCCAGACGCUUCAAGUGCUCUCCUCGCAGAUUGCAAGUAGCAACUCCACGAAUGGUGUUUUGGCGGAAGCAUCUGUUGAAACCGUAGCAGGUGUUCUGAAGGUGGUGGCUCUGUCUGCUGCAUCCUUGCCAGAAGGCAGCAAUGUCAGCAUCCAGGGAGAAGAGGGUGCAAGCGUUUCCGUCCCUACAGCUGUUCUCGCCCAAGCUGCUGAUGCUGCUGGUUCGGAGGUGGUGUUGCUGAGCUUCACCACACUUUCAGCGAACGUCUCUGACAAGAUCAGGAGCGAUGACUCCAGGUUAGCCCGACGGCUGGCUGCUGAUGCUGCUGGCACGGAUACCGGCUCAACGCUGGUUGGUCAGUCCAUCAGCAUCGAGUUCCGUACGUCAGGUGGAUCCAAGCUUGAGAUCAAGAACCUCGCUGAGCCCAUGGAGUUUCUACUACCAGUGUCUGCAGAGAACGCCACGUGCGCAUAUUUUGACGAGGAGGCCCUGCGCUGGUCGACUGAAGGUGUAGAGACCAUUGCUACGUCCUCUGGCCAAGUCAUCUGCCGCACCUCUCACCUGUCGAUCUUCGGAGGAGUCCUGGGCUUCGUUUUCGGGAACAUUGUGAGCGUGUUGAAAUGCAGCACAGCCUCGCAGAUUUUCAGUGCUGAGGGUGUGGCCAAAUUGGGUCAGCACCAGUGGCUCUCCCACAGCGCAUCCAUGCUGGUGUUCGCCUGCUUUUUCCUUUUCGCGGCGGGGUUCUGCUUGGCAGUUCGCCUGGACACGAAAGUGAGCAAUGCAAUUCCCUGGGAGCACAAGGAGCCCCUGCUUCUGCGCACGAAGACCUCAGUCGCUCAAACGCUGGAGCCAGAAGAUAACGAGGAUGUGGCGGAGAACGCUGAGAAUAAGUCUUGCUGCACCCGUAUCUGGGAGUUUUUGGAAGCAUCCGCGGAAUGGCUUCUGUGGGGAAUUGGGCUUUUCUUCGGAUAUGAAAACUUGUCAGAAGUCUUGAAAGAGUUCUUGCCGAACGCCCCAGAGUCCGUCGUAAAUCGCUGCAUUACCAGCAUCCACGCCCACAAAACAGGCACCUCAAGAGACAGCAUUGACGGUGUGAAGAAGAUGGUCAAAUCGAUUUCCCGCACCAGGUCUUUUCUCACCGAGACGCCGGAGUCAGGGAACGAGCAAACUGUCUCGGAGAACCCAGAAACAGAUGAAGAGAGAAAGAAGCCUUUCUCGCGGAUUUUGUCGCGCACUGCUUCUAACCUGAACACACCUGGCAUGAUGCGCAAGAUGAAAUCGUUUGAUCCUUCUCACAGUGUCCAUCUGCUUGAGUAUGAGGAAAUUCGAGCACGCGGGGAGAAAGCGGUGCAGAGCUUCAUCUCGAGCACCAUCAUGAAUCGAAUUUUUCUCCUUUUCCCGUCUAUCCACCCCUGGCUGGAGACUGCCCGCUUCAGCCUCUUUACCUCGCACGCCACGCGCGCGGCGCUGAUCAUCACGAAGCUGACGAGUGCAGCAGCCGCGGCGGCGCUUUUCUAUUCCAGUAGUUCAGUUUCGCCAGAUUCGGAUCCAGACUGCCUUCCUCCAACCGAUCUGCUGUCCAGUAUGAUCCAGGCCGCAACCGUGGGGCUCGUCACCGCCUUUGUUGGGGACACGGUCGUCUUCAUCUUGUUCAUGAUACAGACACGGGAGGCCGUUGACAAGCACGAGUGGGAUCCCUUGGCCAGGGAGAAGCAGCUGCGCCGGUGGAAGUGGAAGUCCAUGGUGUUUUGGGUAAUAUGGACUUCGCAUCUUUGCUUAUGCAUGUUCUACACCCUCGCCUUCCUUGCAAAUGUCAGUUCAGAGGAUGCUGCAGCAUGGCUCGAAGGCUGCGCCAUCAGCCUCCUGCAGGACCUGGUGAUUUUUCCCCUGACUGUGGCACUCAUCCUCGCCAUCUUCGCAAGCCUUGCAAUCUGUUGUAGCCAGAAGGUGAAGCAGCGCAUUGACAACGACUGGUUUGGAGCGGAGGAGUCCGAAGAGGAGCAGGAGAUGGAGGGUGAGAAAGAUGGAGCAGAGCAGGAGAAUCAUAGUUGGCUUCAACCGGAAGACGUCGUGGAAGUCGUGACCCCAGAAGAAGAUUUGGUGGUUGAGGUCUCUCUGGGCUUGCCGGGAGACUCGCAUGUCACGACGUUCACAGACGCCGGCCUUCGGAAGAUUGCUGGGGAAGCCUCACCGGGGGUGUCUAGCACCCCUAGACCGGCUCUGCACGUGGAUGAGGGUGAUAGGGGCGUGCUUUUCCCCGUUUUCGCGCCCUCCCGAAGGGAAGGAGGUGGUCCCUUCCAAACAGCCAGAUCAGCCUUUGUGGGACCUGGAGUGUUUUUGGGUCGUGGCCCUUGUGUCGCCGGCUUCAGCUCUGCCAUGUCUGCUUUGGCAGCAGACCUCACCAAACGGGUGCGCACUUCGAGGCAGGCAUGGAGCGUCCAGGGGAGCCACGGGGCCUCCCUUCGACGAGGCGAAGGAAUGCUGACCAGGGCCGGGCUCGGGCGUACAACUGCUUCGGCAAUCCUGCUCGGCCUUGUCUACUGCGACCAGAUCCGAGAUCUCCUGGCUCCUCGUGACGAGGCCCUAGCUGGAGCCUCCGACGUGGAUGCUCUGCUUGCGCAGGGCUUCGCCAACCGAACCCUGGGCAAUGGCGGCUCUUCGCGCUCCCAUCUUGUCCUCACGGUGAAAGCCGUCGAACCAGGGCGCGGCCGCUUGGUCUUUGUGGACCUGGCAGGCUCCAAGAACGCCCGAAGCAGCGGCGCUGACGAGGAUGCCCACUUGCUGGCGGAAGCCAAAGCCAUCAAUCGGAGUUUGCACGCGCUGGUAGCGGUGCUAGAGGCGACGGCCAACCAUCAGAGAUUGGUUCCCUAUGGCAACUCGCGGUUCACCAUGCUGCGUUGGAGGACGCCCUCUGCGCAUCGAGAAUCCUCCUCCUCGUCCACGUGA
Symbiodinium natans is the source of this 3056-nucleotide messenger RNA. Lineage: Eukaryota; Dinophyceae; Suessiales; Symbiodiniaceae. The record is from the annotation of a GenBank genome assembly.